Penicillium macrosclerotiorum is the source of this 861-nucleotide messenger RNA. Its product is annotated as DODA-type extradiol aromatic ring-opening family dioxygenase. NCBI's taxonomy places the organism in Eukaryota, Fungi, Ascomycota, Eurotiomycetes, Eurotiales, Aspergillaceae. The annotation marks the transcript as partial. The transcript is spliced from 2 exons. The record is from RefSeq and is a predicted model, not a curated record. Gene Ontology annotation, molecular function: ferrous iron binding; oxidoreductase activity, acting on single donors with incorporation of molecular oxygen; zinc ion binding.
AUAGGCCUCACACCAGUGCAUUUCUUCUCCCAUGGCUCAACUAUGAUGCUGGGGGAGGAGUCGGAAAGUGCUGAUUAUUGGAAGAAAUGCGGAGAUGAAGCCCUAGCCCGAAACAUCAAGGGAGUCAUUAUCAUGGGUGCGCACUGGGAUUGUAUGGGUGACAGAAUCGAAUUAGCGACAAAUCCGAAGCCCAAUAAAAGUCCUGUGGCUUAUGUCAACCCCGAUAAGUAUGUCAACUAUGAGCUCAACCCUGACCUCGAGACCGCCAACCGAUGUAUCGACAUGCUGGCCAAGGAGGGAUUCAAUGUCGGCGGUAAUUCGACUUUCGAUUGGAUUCACGAUGUAUAUCUGAUUCUCAUCCGAAUGUUUCCCGGAGGAUGUCCCCCCACGACCCUAAUUUCUGCCAAUGCCCGCUACGAUCCUCAUUUUCACAUGAAAAUCGGUGCUACACUUCGUCCGCUACGUCGAGAGAACUAUUUGUUUAUUGGGACGGGCGGUGCCGUCCACAACCUCUACCGCAACCGAUGGGCCCCGAUGCUGAGAUUCCGUGACAACUUUGCCAUGGAGACUCCACCGGAAGACUGGGCAAUGGAGUUCCGGCAAUCUGUGGAAGAUGUUAUCACCAAGACCUCCGGUCCCCAGCUGCGCCGAGCCAUGACCCGACUGAUGAAGCACCCGCGAUUCCGAGACGCGCAUGCCACCGACGAUCACUUCAUGGCGGCCUUGUUUGUUGCGGGUGCAGCCGGCGAUGCUGAGGAUGAGCACACGCCGGCUGUCCUAGGUGCUGAAAGUUGGGAAUUGACCAACAUGUGUAAUUCGCAGUUCACAUUGGGCCAGUGGCCAAAAGAGAUUGCUGCGUGA